Molecule: messenger RNA, 5737 nt
Organism: Aphidius gifuensis
Lineage: Eukaryota; Metazoa; Arthropoda; Insecta; Hymenoptera; Braconidae
Gene: PIP5K59B
Product: phosphatidylinositol 4-phosphate 5-kinase type-1 alpha-like
Exons: 17
Coding region: 670-3387 (905 amino acids)
Biological process (GO): phosphatidylinositol metabolic process
Molecular function (GO): phosphatidylinositol kinase activity
Source: RefSeq, a predicted model, not a curated record
UCAUCUAUAAAAAUUAUAAAUUAAUUUUUGAUUUUAAUUACACAUGGAUUUCGUAAUUCGUGUAUAUAUAUGUUGUGAAAAAUCAGUACAAAUAAUAAAUAUAAUAUAAAAUGGCGCCUGGGGUCGAUAAUGACAGCACACAUACAAAUUCACAGUCACGUAAUUGACGAUUAAACGUCAGUGAUUGUUUAUGUAUUUGUGUGUUAACGUUUCUUUCUCUGAAUUAUGUGUAAAAGCCGACAUUUUAAUUUAAAAUAUUAUUUAUUUAUUUUCUUCUUCCACCACCACGAAUCAGUUAAUAAACAUUUAUAAUAAAUUCAGUUAAUCACGUCACUCACCAGGAAUAAAUAUCAGUAUUCAAUACAUCUUACUCAUUCAAUAUUAACAUAUCUAAAUUUAAUUAAAAAAAAAAAUCACGACAAAAUAUAUUUAACUCUUACAUCUCUCCAGUGUAUAUGUGAAUAAAUUCAAGUGUAAGUGCUCCAAAAAAUUGAAAAAAAAAAAAAAAAAGUGUUAUGUUUGCUUAUAAAAUAAUUGUUCAUAAUGAACAAUAUAAAAAACAAUAUUAAAAAUGAAAUUAAAUAAUUAAUAGUAACAAUUUUAAAACUGUCAAAUAAAACAGUUAAUAUUAUUUUAAUAUUAUAAUUAAAAUUUAAUUUUAUCAACAAAAUGGCUUCAAGUCAUAAUGUCGAUGUUAUUGAACUUGCUGAAAGUAGGAGUAAUCGAGGACCUGACACAUCCUCGAGACUUGAUGACUCUGGUGAUGAUGAAGACAAGUCAACGACUGGUGAAAGGGUUACAUUUGACAGUUCAGUUAUUCAACAUGAAGCAGGAGGUACAAAAGCAACUUCAGCAAUGGCUCGAAGUAAAUCAGAGAAAGAACGUAAAAUUGGCCACAGAAGGGUUGGUGUUGGUGGAGAAAUUACAUACAAAAAGAUUCAAUCAACACAAAUUAUGGGAUCUAUACAAUUGGGUAUUCAACAUGCUGUUGGUGGUCUUGCAAGUAAACCAGAAAGAGAUUUAUUAAUGCAAGAUUUUAUGACUGUUGAAACAACAAAUUUUCCAAGUGAAGGAUCAAAUCAUACACCAGCACAUCAUUUUUCGGAAUUUAAAUUUAAAAAUUAUGCACCAAUUGCAUUUAGAUAUUUUAGAGAUCUAUUUGGUAUUCAACCUGAUGAUUUUUUGAUGUCAAUGUGUAGUUCACCAUUACGAGAAUUAUCAAAUCCUGGUGCAAGUGGUAGUAUAUUUUAUUUAACUGAAGAUGAUGAAUUUAUAAUUAAGACUGUACAACAUAAAGAAGGUGAAUUUUUACAAAUGCUAUUACCUGGUUACUAUAUGAAUUUAAAUCAAAAUCCAAGAACAUUAUUACCAAAAUUUUUUGGUUUAUAUUGUUAUCGUUGUAAUAGUAAAAAUGUUAGAUUAAUUGCAAUGAAUAAUUUAUUACCAUCUGCUGUUAAAUUACAUCAAAAAUAUGAUUUAAAAGGUUCAACAUAUAAAAGAAAAGCAAGUAAAAGUGAACGUUCUAAAAGAUCACCAACUUAUAAAGAUCUUGAUUUUAUGGAACAUCAUCCAGAAGGUAUUUUACUUGAAGCUGAUACAUAUGGUGCACUUGUUAAAACAAUACAAAGGGAUUGUCGUGUACUUGAAAGUUUUAAAAUAAUGGAUUAUUCAUUACUUGUUGGUAUUCAUAAUCUUGAUCAAGCUGCACGUGAAAAAUCAGAAGAAAGAUUAUCAAUAACAGCUGAAGAUGAAGCAGGUGAAGCUGGUUAUGAAAGUGGUAGUUUUAUACAAGUUGAACGUGAUAAAGAACGUGAUGAAAGAAUUGGUGCUGCUGCACUUAAUCGUUCACGUAGUAUUAAUCGACAAAGAUUAGUUGCUCACAGUACUGCUAUGGAAAGUAUACAAGCUGAAAGUGAACCAAUUGACGAAGAAGAUGACGUACCCAGUCCCGGUGGUAUUCCAGCAAGGAAUGCACGUGGUGAGCGUCUUCUUCUUUUUGUUGGUAUCAUUGAUAUUCUACAGAGUUAUAGAUUCAAAAAAAAAUUAGAACACACAUUAAAAUCAAUGAUACACGAUGGGGACACUGUGUCAGUUCAUCGUCCUGGUUUUUACGCUCAACGCUUCCAGGAUUUUAUGGCUAAAACUGUAUUCAAGAAAAUUCCAUCACUGGAUCUGCCUGAGAUUAAAGGAAAUCAUCGCAAAUUCCGUAACCUCGUCACCAGCUACAUAGCUCUCAAACAUUCCCCAUCAAAACGAAAAAGUAUAUCAAGACCAUUGAGGCCUCUCGAGGGUGACUUUGAUUCAACUGUGGUAACGGCAACCGGAAGUACGGCAUUGCAUGAUACAUCACCCACAAAACCCGAGAGUUCAACUAAAUCAGAUGAAAAUAUUCAACCAGCAACAACUACAACGACAAUGCCAACAUUAACAACAACAACAACAACAACAAUAUCAACAGCAAAAACAACAACAACAACUAGUGCAUCAAUAGCAAUAAUAUCAGUACCAAUAGCAACAUCAACACCAAUAAAUUUUCCAACAUCAACAUCAUCAUCAACAACAGCAACAACUGGUCAAUCAAUAAUACAACCACAAUUACAAAAUAAUACUAAUACAACAGUACGUUCAAGUUAUCCAGCAGUAUUAAAAGGUAGAAAUGGUGCAACACCACCAAAUCCAAAUUUAAUACCAUCUGGUAAAAUACCACCACCAGUACCACCACGUGGUGGAGGUGGUAGCAGUGGUAGCGGUGGUUGUGCUAAAAAAUUAAAUGAUGAUGAACAACGUGGUAAUAUAUCAUCAUCAUCAUCAACAUCUGGUCGAGGUGGCACCCUUCCUUCAACCUGCUCAACCCCACCCCCGCCUUUUGAUGAUGCUGUGAGAUCAAAUGAUCCAACACUUGCAUUUGGCGGACAUCUACAUGGUGCUAGUAGCAUUUUAACGAGUCAUAUCAAGCAAAGUAAAAUUAUUCAUCAUGUUUCACUUACCAAAAAUUAUCAUCAUGACUCUGUUAGUAUAUCUGAUGUACAUCUUGAAAACAGUGGUGGUAGUGGAGGUAGUGGAAGUGGUGGUGGUGGUCGUGAAACAAAAUCAUCAUUGAGUGUUGAAAGUGGUGGUAGUAAUCGUGGUGGUGGUGGUGGUUUAAAUUGGACACCACCAGCUGGUAGUGCUGAGGGUUCAACACCAACAUGGACUGAAGGAACACCAUCAUUUACUGAAAGUUCAAGCAGUGGUGAUGUUGGCUGCCCAACAACACCAACUAAAAGACACCAUCAAAAUAAUGUUAGAGGAACAAUUGCAGCAACUGUUGAAGAAGCACUUGCAAGUUUAACAACUGAAAUGCUAUUUGCACAAAUUAGGAAAUACUACAACGUGAGUGAAGCAUGAAGAUGUUUUUCAUAAUGGAUUUGAUCAAAUGGAUAAACAAGACAACUUUUUAUCAACAAUUAUAUCAACUGAUUGUGAGGAUAACAAUCUCAAUAAUCAAGAUCAAGUACUACUAUUUUAUCGUCUUGCUUUAAUCUCAGUUUGAUAAUUAAAAUCAAUAAAAUUUAUUAAACUAAUAUCAAAAAAAAAUAAUAAUUGUAAAUCAACGAUAAAUACUAUCAACAAAUUAUUUUUAAUCUUGAAUAUAUUUUUAUUUCUUCUUUUCAUUUGUUAUAAUUUUCAUCAAAAUUAAUUUAUUCAAAAAUUAUUAUCGGAAAUAAUUUAAUAUAAUAAUUGUUAGAUAGAAAUUUUAUUUUUAAAAAUUAACUGAAUUUUAAUUCAGUUUUAAAUAUUAAUUUCGAAAUUUUUUUUUUAGAAAUAUAUAUAUUGUGAUCUAUUUAAAGAAAAAAAAUUAAUAAGCCAAAAUUUGAGAGACUCGUUUAAUGUUUUAUGAUGAUAAUUUUUAAUAAAUAUUUAAAAAUUCGGAAUAUAAUUAAUAUUUUUUGUAAAUAGUAGUCUAUAUAUUUUAGAAAAUAUAAAAAAAAAAAAUUGUUACCUCGGAUGUGAUUUUAUUCCGAGGAUUUAAAACAAAAAUUGAAAAGCAAUUACUUCUAUAUUGUACUUCUGUGUCGAAUAUUCUGUCUGUGUCUUUAUCUGUAUGAUUAUUAACAAAGUCCGUGUAAAAUAAUAGUAAAAAAAAAAAAGCAAAUUGAAUGUUAAGAAUUUAAGUAGAUAUGUGUACAAAAAUAUAUCUAUAUAUAUCCAGUUUGCCUUAUUGAAAAUGAAACUCUUAGACUUUCUUGAAUUCGAUUUCGACAAACGAAAAUAUAAAUACAAUAAUACAAAAAAAAAAUAAAAAUAAAAACACAAACAAAAAUAAUACAAACGACAAAUUAAUUUAAUAAUGAAAUAUUUUUUUGUCAAUAAUUCGAGUAUGUUUAUUUCCAUUUAAUUGGAAAUUUAUUUUUAAAUAUUAGUCAGGUUUUGAAAAAAAUAUGUCACUUAAUUAUUUUAUCUGCAAGUUUAUAUUAUUUUAAAAUAUUAAUAGAUCUCGAGUGUAUACGUUUUUAAAACCAAAAUGUUGUUCAACAUUAUUAUUGUUAAAUGAAUACGAUAUAAUUUUAAAAUGAUAAAUUAGAGGUCGUUUUACGUGAGGAAAAUCUACGUGUACAAAAAUUAAAAACUAGAUUUGAUUGAAAAAAAAUUCGCGACAAUAGAAAUUUAAAAAUUCUAAAAUCCUUCCAAAUGUUUUAGACAGUUUUAGGCUGUUAAAAACGACAACAAAAAAAAGUACUUAGUUUGCGCAUUUAUUUUGUCAAAUUGUGGUUUUUAAUUUAAUUUUUUUUUUUAGAUUAUUAUCAGGUGUAUUUUAAUUUUGUUAAAUAGGCAUGAAAAUUUUAAUUUAAAAAGAAACAAAUUGAUUGUGAUUCACUUGCUUUAAUUAUGCUUUUAUUUUUUAUAAAUAUCACUGGCACAAAAUUGAAAAUUAUUGAAAAUUAAAUUAAAUUAAUUAUUUGAGUUUUAUAAAAUUUAAUUCAGAGACGAUCAAAGCUUGGAUCUCAUGAUCGAUUGAGUGGAACUCAAAUUACAAAUUGGGGAGAUGAUUCAGCAUCAGAUGAUAGUGACUCCAGUAAUUUUUAAAAAAGUCUCAAACAAAAAACACAAAAAGCAAGAUUAAAAAUUGAUUUAAAAUUAGUCGAGUGAAUAAUACAAGUAAAAAUUAAUCGAAAUAAUCAUGCCCGUUUAACUUAUUUAAAUUUUGUUUUUAUUUAAACAAAUUACAAAAAACAUAUCUUUAAUUUAAAACAGAAAAAUAUUAAUUUUAUUUUUAAUUAAUGAUGGUGGAAUUGAUAAAAAACAAAAAUAAUAAUGAAAAAUGUUUCAUCUAUUUUUUAACAACAUACGAAAGUAAAUAAAUAAAAAAAAAUAGAUAAAACUUUAGUAAUUUUAUAGAAUUUUUAUUUUAUGCUUUUUGUAGUUUUAAAUUUUUUUUUCUUUUUUUUCUAACCGCCGCAUUUAUUAUUGAUACAUUACCAAAUGAAUGAAAAAAAAUAAUUAGGAUUUGCUUAUUUAGAUUUUCUAAAGCGGCCUAAAUAAAAACAAUUUUUUUUUUUUUUAUAAUUUUAUUUUUUUAAUGAAAAAAUACUCAGUUGCGCAAUUGCAAUAAAUACAAAAUAAUAAUAAUACAAAACACAAACAAAAAUACAAAUAUUUAAAAAUAAAAAAAAUGUAUAAUUGUUAGUUAGACAUGCACGAUGAUAAAUUUACCACAAAAAGACUAAAAAAAAAAAAAAUAUUAAAACCAAUUAUU